Molecule: messenger RNA, 540 nt
Organism: Saccharomyces kudriavzevii IFO 1802
Lineage: Eukaryota; Fungi; Ascomycota; Saccharomycetes; Saccharomycetales; Saccharomycetaceae
Gene: ADI1
Product: acireductone dioxygenase (Ni2+-requiring)
Exons: 1
Coding region: 1-540 (179 amino acids)
Molecular function (GO): acireductone dioxygenase [iron(II)-requiring] activity
Source: RefSeq, a predicted model, not a curated record
AUGGUGAAAGCAUACAUUCAUGAUAAUAAGAGCGACUGCGAUUAUCGCGCACCCCACAAUUCCGGUACGGAACUUUCCUUGGAGGAGCUCGCAGAAUUGGGAGUUAUUUAUAAAUACUGUGCAAACGAGGAGGCCGUGGACAAAAUCGCUGAAGAGAGACAAUAUAAAAAUAGAGACGUGGUCGAUAUUCAUAAAGGGUCUUUCAGAAAUGAAACCGAAUUCGAUGAGAAAUUAGCUAUGUUCUACAAAGAGCAUUUACAUGAGGACGAAGAAAUUAGAUAUUGCCUGGAAGGCACCGGAUAUUUUGACAUCAGAGACGCUUCUACACCAGAAAACUGGGUUAGAUGUCUGGUAGAGCCAGGAGAUUUGUUAAUUCUUCCGCCGGGCAUCUAUCAUCGUUUCACUUUGACAAUUAGCAAUCAUAUUAAGGCGCUGAGACUAUUCAAGGACGAACCUAAAUGGCAGGCCAUCAACAGAUCAACGCAGGCGGACACUUUGCCCGUGCGCAGGGACUAUAUCACCCAGAUUAAUCGGUGUUAA